Molecule: messenger RNA, 1084 nt
Organism: Sorghum bicolor (sorghum)
Lineage: Eukaryota; Viridiplantae; Streptophyta; Magnoliopsida; Poales; Poaceae
Product: prostatic spermine-binding protein
Exons: 2
Coding region: 138-770 (210 amino acids)
Source: RefSeq, a predicted model, not a curated record
GAUCGUCCGCAGCCCAUCUGCCGAAACCCAGUCCUCCCUCGCCCCCUGUUCGUCCCCGCCGCUUACAAAUUCGCCCAAAAUUUGCCCCCAAUUUUCAUCCACCGAGCACAAAUCCAAUCAGAUCCGAUUUCGUCGAGAUGAAGCCGGCAGUGGAGGUGGAGGCUGACGAGCGAGCGGCGGAAAUUAAGAAGGCAGCGGCGGCCAAGAAAGCCGCUGAGGAGGUUGAGGUGGAGGAGGUGCUGGACGGGGAGGAGGAAGAUGGGGAGGAGGCGGUCGAUGGGGACGAUGACGGUAACGAGGAAGACGAUGGGGAAGGCGGAGAGGAGGACGACGAGGAGGAGGUGGAGGGGGAGGAAAAGGAGGCGGCAGGGGUUGUAGAGAUCUCCGACGAAGAUGACGACGACGACGGGGAGGCGGACGACGACGACGGGGACGACGACGACGACGACGAUGACGACGACGACGACGAUGACGACGACGAAGAGGUCGACGGCGAAGACGAGCAGGAGGAGGAGCUGGGAACUGAUUAUCUUGUUCAGCCCCUUGGUCGGGCUGAAGACGAAGAGCACUCAAGCGACUUUGAACCUGAUGAAAACGGUGAUGGUGCUGAGGAGGAGGAGAUUGACGAAGAAGAAGAAGAAGAUGCUGAUGAUGGUGCGAAGGCACAGUCCUCUACGAAGAGGAAGAGGUCAGGUGACGAUGAUGAAGACGACGACGGGGAUGAUGAUGGCGACGAUGAUGACGAUGGGAGGCCACCAUCAAAGCGAUAGUUGUGCCCGGAUUUGUCAUCUUCUGGAGAGUGCCAAGAAAGAAAGAAAAUAGAAAUCCUCUCUCGCUCUGCAGAACGCGGGCCGGUGUAGCCUUUUAGGUUUGUAGCUGCUGAAACUUGGUUAGUCGAGUCUUGAGUCCUCCGUGGUAGGUAGUGCAUACUGCUGAUGUUGGUUAGCAGCCAGCCUCUAUCAACUUUGAUGGGUGAUUUGUGAUAGAACCUGAGGCUAAGCUUGUGUAGCGUCUAAUUCGGGUCUGUGGAUGCUUUGUUCCGAAUCGUUCAUAAUUUCUGCUUGCUCUUUGCGUUGUUUGUCUA